GAUUCGGAUUUGGUACGACAAAUGUGUGAAGCGGAGUUCCGUAAAGCAGUAAAGUAAAAAAAAUCUAUUAACUGUGUGAGCAAUGAAGCACACCUAAAAUUACAGAAUAAUGCGCAUUAUAUUAGCGUGUUUUAAUUAUAUUUUUUAGAAACUAUUCAAAAUAUAUAAUUGAUAAAAUUUUAUAUAAUUUUCUAAACAAUAUUGUGGUAAAAUUGUUGUUCGAUGUGACGCUUAAGAGUGGAAAAUUCGUGAUUAAAAAAAGUCGUCUGAGAUGCGUCAAACAUGAAUGAAGGUGAGUCAGCAGGAGGGGGGCAUCAAGGGCCAAACCCGGCCCCUCCUGCUGUGCUAGACCGCAGAUCACCUUUACCGAAUUUAAAUUUAAUAAUUAAUAGAAAUAACAGUCAAACCAGAGCAGUAUCGCCCUUGGUGACUGGUAUUGAUACCAAUACAUUAUUACCAACGGUUGGCCGAAAAAGCUAUCAUCAAGCUUUUACACAACAACAGCAACAGCAACAACAACAGCAACAACAACCGGAACAAAGUCAACAAAUAAUUAACAAUAAUAUAACCAACGCUCAAACAGCAGGUGUAGCGAUACAACAAAAGCAAAAACAACCGGUGCAUAUGCCGCAGACGCCUUCAUUAAGGUUUUCUACAGCGGGUUUCAAUUCGCAUCAAGUUUCACAGCCGUCCGGAUCUGUAGUGACCGUAGGAAACACGAAGUCCAAAGAAAAACGAAUUGAACUUGAAUCGAUAGACGAAACCCCGCCGUCUAAUAAGCGCCUAAGACUGGAACCAAUUACUGAAAGUGUAGUUGGUAGUGCUAAUAAAAGUAACGUUCUUUUAUCAUUGCUUCCAACAACUGAACAUAUUUUAGAAACUAAGAAAGAAGAAUCUGCAGCACUAUCAAAACAAUAUUUGUCCACAAUACCACCAAUACCAGACAACACAAACAUUAAUAAUUUAUUAAGUGAAUUUACAAAUAUUUUAGUAGAAAGUUUUACUGAAAAUGUUUUCGAGUUAUAUGCAAUGGUUACAGACGUCGUAAUAAUGGACGAGACGUUUCGUGAAAAACCAAUUCCACAGUUGAUCACCUUCCGGAAAGCUAAUAGCAUUGAAUUAUUGAUCAAAGAAGAAAAAUCCGAUUUACCAGAGCAACAGGUUACAUUUCAACAGACAUCUGAAAGUAUUGCAAGUACCAUUGGAACUGGAACAAGCAACAAUAUUCAUGUACAACCGCCGCAGUUACAACAAAUUAAACGUUCUGAAAGCCCUGCUACAACAUCAAUUAAUAAAACGAACGCAACAACUGAUACACAUAUCUCCACUACUGCACCAGCUACCAUUGGAAAUAACUCAAUUACUACAAGUGGCACUACAACACGCAUUACCGAUGAUAGUAAUAAUGCUUUACCACAAGGAGCUGAAAUCAAGAUACCAGCAGUUGGAGCAACACCAGUAGCAGUAUCAACAAAAUUACCAGCUGCUGUGGUACAACUCUCCCAACAAGGUCACAUACCCGGUAGACCUUUAGGAGGUCGUCACGGGAUGGUGUUUGGUCAAAUACCUGCUCCACCUGCAGUAGGAAACUCUUCAGUACCUUUGGUGCCAGUAAGCGACCCAGUAGGCUAUGGAUUUGUUGAAAUUGAAAAUUUUUUAUUAAUAAAUUUUGUGGGGGCGGAGAAGGAUUAUUCAUGGUGUGAUCCUGAACUCUGUCAAGAUGGCUUAAAACAUAUUGCCUGUCGGACAACUGGAGCAUUCCAUCGGCGUUGUAAACCAGACUCUGUAGAUGUGGAUGUAUCGGCAUAUAAAUCUGUCUUCGUACAUGAACACAAUAAGCGUCGAAAUUUUAUUGCUCUGGGUUUACUACCUGGAUAUUAUCCAGCUUCGAGGAUGGCAACAAUGGUUUGGGAUGAUGAAUUGCAAUACCUUUCAUCGUUAAAUGUACGUACUUGCAUACUGGAUCACGAUGAUUGUCAUAACACAUACAGAUUUAAGAACUCUGGUCAAAAUCUUGUUGCAGUCUAUAGAGAUCGUUCACCCUUUGUGAAUGUAACAAGUCUAAUAGAACAAUCUCUAAAUCUUUGGUUUGAUGAGUAUCCACUUAUAGACAGUACAUAUAUAGACUCAUUUAAAGUCACCAAAUACUUCGAAGACUAUGGACAUUUUGCCGAAAUGGUUGUUGAUCGAAAUACUCAUGUUGGUUGCUCCAUUAUGCGUUUUACACGGCCGGACUAUCCCAUCGUUUAUAUAUAUCAUAUUGUUUGCAAUUAUGGUUCAAUUUAUGCGCUUGAGACGCCGGUCUACACAAUUGGCUACCCUGCUUCCAGAUGUAAAACCGGAAAAAAUCCGCACUACCCAGGACUGUGUUCGGUCAAAGAGCAAAUUAAUCCAAAUUAUUAGCACAAAUUGUACAAAUGUAUUCCUUUAUUUUCGUUGGUAUUAAUAAAUUUAAAUAGGUAUUUUUAGAAUUAAUACACUACAUGACUGGUUCAUGAACACUCUUUGAAAAUAUUGUGUGUUAUGUAUUUUUGUUAAUAUAUUAAAGAAUCAACUGCACAACAUCUUGAAAUUGUAUCAU
Messenger RNA from Teleopsis dalmanni, 2581 nucleotides. Its product is annotated as helicase domino-like. The record is from RefSeq and is a predicted model, not a curated record. The transcript has 10 exons. Lineage: Eukaryota; Metazoa; Arthropoda; Insecta; Diptera; Diopsidae. The coding region runs from base 283 to 2403 and encodes 706 amino acids.